CAUUUCAAAAAAACCAAAAAAGAAAUUCAGAGAAAGAGAACGACGAAACCGUCUCCGGCUCCGCUCACUCGAAACCGUCUGCAACGGACAUGGCCGCCUCACUCGAAAUCGUCCGCCGCCUCUCUUCCUUCAGCCCUCUCACUCAGUGAAGCAUCCUCGCCGAUUUCAUUCUUUCGAUUUCAAAAGCCUCUCUGACACUCUACUGACCGCGAGGUUGCUCUCAUGAUACUAAUGGCUUACUUUUCAUAUAUGUUACAGAAGGGUAUGCUCUUUCAAUGAGGGAAAGUGGGGUGAUUCUCAUUCAUGUACAGUUUCGUGUUCACGUCCAGUCUUCUCUAUCCACAAGUGUAACUUCCAGAUAUUGAUUGCAUAAGGUACUGUCAUUCUUCUUGUUCGUAUUUUACUUAUUCUUUUUUAUUGAUCUAUUACAAAGUUUUAUUUUUUUUCUGAUUUUUAUUGUUUUCUAUAAGGUUUUUUUCUCUUGUUUUGGUUGUGGUUUCUUCUGAGUGAUGAUUGCUUUUCUGAAACUCUCUUUAUUAUGUUUCUUGUCUUGCCAAUUAUAUUGAUUUUCGUGGUGCAAUAAUAUGUGUAAAACAUGAUACCAAAAUGAACAAUUUAUUCUGUUUUUUUAGUUGAUUUUUGUAGUAGUUGAGGACCAAAUCAUUGCAAAAAAGUUGAAAAGUCAAAUAAAAUCACCAUCUACCCAUAGCUACAAGCCUUGCCUAGAACCAAAGAUCAUAGAAGAUAAAAAUCUCCCUACAAGAAUCUAGAGGCCACUACACCCACUUGUAGUCCCAGGCUUUGACCCUAGUGGCAAAAGAAGGUGAAAAAGGCGUAUAUGCUUAUGGUACCUUACGGUGGCUACGAGACCGUAGUUUGGGGCUACUAGUGGUCGUAGCCAUCAUAUUUUCCAAGUUUUUGGUGGUUACACUUUUGGCAUACUAGUAGUUUUUGAUCGUUACCAGUAGUUUGGGGCUGCUUAGUGGUUACUUAAGGCACGGAAUUGAUUUGGUGAAGGGGGACUCUUAGCAUAUUGUAACGAUCGAAAUCUUCCUGGACGUAUAUGCUUUUGGUUACUUAAGUUUCUUUCUUUGUUAUUUUCUACUUUAUGCUUUCAUUUUAUUUUGAUUUGAUUUCUCUGCUAUGAUCAUGAGUGAGUAGACUGACUCCCUUUGUCUUGGAUUGUGGAAAAAAAAAUCUUAUGAUAAACUUUCUAUAAUCCCAAUUCUAUCUUUUUUGUUAUGGAAUUAUAAAACCUUCUAAUUCAAUUUAUUGUUCCUAAGCAACAUUUUUAAGUAUGCUAUUAUUGAACUAUGAUCAUCCAAUUGUAAAUAUCAACAAUGGACUCAUGAAAGGUGAAGAUGAUAUCUAUAAAUAUGAUGAGAUGAUUAUAAGACUAUAAUACAUAAUCUUAGGCAACAGCCGAUGAAAUGAAUGGUGAAAGUUUGUGCCGGAACUACAUUUGCUACUUGAACUAUAAAUCAAGAACACCAUAGACAUGUAUAGAGCUUAAUUACCGAUUAAUUCUUUUUUUUUUUUGUUGUAGUUUAGUUGGUAAAAAUUCCAUCUUUAAUGUAAAUAAGUGGGUGUCUGGAGUUCGGACCUCGACCCCUGCAUAUAUAAUGCAAUAAUAUUACCAACUGAGUUAGGUUCACGAAGACUACCUAUUAAUUACUAUUUUAUUACAACAACUAGUAGAGAAUUGAAAACUGUUAUAUUCUUACGUUUGAGCUUACAUAAUUGCAAUAUCUUCCUUCCACGGCAAUACAAUACUACGUGGUCUCCUACAAAUUAAUCUAAUUAGUUUAUUAUUAGUCAUCUUGACUUUAACUAAUUAAUUAAUUACAUGAAUCUCAGCUUAUAUAUGUUAAUGAACAAAAAUUAUCACUAAUAGUUAAGUUAUAACUAAUUUUCCAAUAUGGAAAAGGCAAUUACCAAGAUAGUGAUUGUUCCUAGUCCUGGUUUUAGUCAUUUACUUUCACUCAUUGAAUUUUCUAAACGCCUAAUUCAACUCUCCAAUGCCUUGCACAUAACAUUCCUCAUUCCAUCUCUUAAUUCUCCAUCUGAAUCCUCCAAAUCCAUCCUUAAAACUCUCCCUUCGGCAAUACACGCCACUUUUCUUCCUCCGAUCCACAUUGACGAUUUACCGGAAGGGACUCCAAUAGCGGCCCAUCUUCAACUCGCGGUAACCCGCUCUCUUCCAUUCAUCCGCGAUGCAUUGAAAUCUUUGAGUUUAACUCCAAAUUUGGCCGCUCUUGUUGCCGAUCUUUUUGCAAGUGAUUCACUUAUUUGUGCAAAAGAACUAAACAUUUUGUCAUUAAUUUAUUGUCCAUCAUCGGCUAUGACACUUUCUUUCUGCUUGUUUCUACCAAAGCUUGAUCAAAUAGUAGUACCUACUACUCAAUUCAAAGACCUUCAUGAACCGAUUCAAAUUCCGGGUUGUGUACCAAUCAAUGGAAGAGAUCUUCUGAACCCGGUUCAGGAUCGAAAUAGCAUAGUAUAUGAAUUAUUUCUUCAAAAAUGCAAACAACUCUUGCAUGUUGAUGGAAUCAUAGUUAAUAGUUUCAAAGAAAUUGAACAAGGACCUAUAAAAGCAUUGAUUGAUGAAACAAAUGGCUAUCCAAAUGUUUAUCCAAUUGGACCAAUUAUCCAAACUGAUUCUACCAAUUCUAAAAAUGGGUCAGAAUGUUUAACUUGGUUAAACAAUCAAUUACCAAAUUCUGUUUUAUAUGUUAGUUUUGGAAGUGGAGGGACACUUUCACAAGACCAAAUUAAUGAGCUAGCAUUUGGGUUAGAAUUAAGUUGUCAAAAAUUCUUGUGGGUUGUUAGAGCACCUAAUGAAUCAUCAAAUUUUGGUUACCUUAAUUCACAUGAUGAUCAUGAUCCUUUUAAGUUUUUGCCACAUGGGUUUAUUGAUAGGACUAAAGAACAAGGUUUUUUGGUUCCUUAUUGGGCCCCACAAGUUCAAAUUCUUAGUCACAAUGCAAUUGGUGGGUUUAUAAGUCAUUGUGGAUGGAACUCUAGUCUUGAGAGUAUCAUGAAUGAGAUACCAAUUAUUGCAUGGCCACUUUUUGCGGAGCAGAAAAUGAAUGCAGUUUUGUUAAGUGAUGGAAUAAGAGUCGCAAUUAGGCCAAAAGGAAAUGAAAUUGGUUUAGUGGAAAAGGAAGAAAUUGGUGAGGUUGUAACAAGAGUUAUUGAGGGUGAUGAAGGUAGAGAACUUCGUGAAAGAAUGAAAGAAAUGAAGAAUUCGGCUUAUGAAACGUUUCAAGAAGGGUUGUGUAUAGAAACUCUAGUUAAGUUAGUUGUUCGUGUUUAGAUGUAUACUCAUACAUUACAAAAAUUAAGUUUAAUACAGUAUAUAGUUAU
Molecule: messenger RNA, 3366 nt
Organism: Trifolium pratense (red clover)
Lineage: Eukaryota; Viridiplantae; Streptophyta; Magnoliopsida; Fabales; Fabaceae
Product: hydroquinone glucosyltransferase-like
Exons: 3
Coding region: 1919-3316 (465 amino acids)
Molecular function (GO): UDP-glycosyltransferase activity
Source: RefSeq, a predicted model, not a curated record